Messenger RNA from Brienomyrus brachyistius, 935 nucleotides. RefSeq lists its product as uncharacterized. The coding region runs from base 243 to 935 and encodes 230 amino acids. The record is from RefSeq and is a predicted model, not a curated record. NCBI's taxonomy places the organism in Eukaryota, Metazoa, Chordata, Actinopteri, Osteoglossiformes, Mormyridae. The transcript is spliced from 3 exons.
GAAGAAAAAAACAGACAGAUGAUGGACGCCAGGACAGAGAAGGAAGGCACUCCUGCCAAAAAACCAAAACCCUCGUGUAAAUACCGUGAUCAAUGGGACAACAAAUUUAUUUCUCUGAAGAAGAGCAGGGUGGGGGACAGUCACGCGUUUUGUAAAAUUUGUAACUGCGACUUUAGCAUCGCACACGGGGGAAGGAAUGAUGUUGCCAGCAUGACAAAUCCGCCAAGCAGAAGCGCGGGCUAAUGGCACAAAAACAUGCCCAGGCGAUGUCAGCAUUCGUGACGAGAAAUGCCACUGAGGCAGACCAGGUCACAAGUGCAGAGGUAAAAAUGGCAAUGCUGUGUGCCAAAAACAACAUUCCUUUCUCCUUCCAUGAUGACUUCAACAAGUGUGUAGCUGACAUGUUCCCGGACUCUGCUAUUGCACGAAAAUACUCAACGGGAAAAACGAAGGCUACUCAACUCAUCAAAGGUGCCAUAGCAGCAGAACUACAGGAUGAGUUGGCCAAAACAUGCCGAUCUCAGCCCUUUUCACUGAUGUGUGACGAAUCCAACAACAGAACAACAGACAAAGAAUUCGUCAUCCUGACUAGACUCUACGAUGAGGCCACUCUGCAGGUCGCUACAAGAUUCCUGGAGAUGCCUACAUGCAAUGUAGGAAAUGCAGAAAAUCUGUAUGGAAAGCUGAGUGAGGCAUUAAGAAAAAGAGGCGUCUCAUGGGAUAACCUGAUUGCCUUUAACUCUGAUAAUGUGAGUGUUAUGAAAGGCCGACAUAACUCGGUCAUCAGCAGACUGAAGACCAGCCAGCCCCACAUCCAGGACCUUGGCUGCAUCUGCCACCUGGUACAGCUGGCCACUGGCUGUGGCAUCAGAGCAGCCCAGGUACCGGUGGAAGACAUCCUAGUGGGGAUAUACACCCACUUUGAUAAAAGGUAA